AUGGCACCGGUCAAACAAAUGCGAAUCUCCGACCCGUUCCUCAAAGUCGGCUGCACUCUCGGCGAAGGUCCCCUCUAUGACCCAAGCACAUCCACGCUCUACUUUGUCGACAUUGACGAGAAGAAGGUAUUAUUCACGGAUCGGAAUGCGGAUAUCACCGUGUACCGCUUGGAUACGAACUCCUCACAGUUAUCAGUUGAACAGUUCGACGAAUCGAUCACUUGUCUAGCCCUGCGCAAGAGUGGGGGAGGCCUGGCUUGCACGACUGCGACGGGCUAUGCCGUCUUAGAAGAUUCUCAGAUCAAAUACCUGAGUAGGCCUAUUCCUCAAGACCACUUACCAUAUACCAGAUUCAACGACGGCGCAUGUGAUAGCAAGGGCCGUUACUUUGCCGGAACUGUAUACUCCAAAGAACACGAUGUCCCUGGGCGUCUCUGGAGAUACGAUCCUGCGGACAGAUCUUGCGUCGUGGUAGACGAGGGUCCUUUCACGGACUCCAACGGCCUAGGCUGGAGUCUGGACGAAAAGACUAUGUACUUCGUGGACUCGCUCAGGAACAUCAUCUAUGCAUAUGACUACGACGACGGGUUGCUGAGUAACCGUCGUGUCUUCAUCGACGCCCUGGCACAGGGCCAGCCGGAGAAUUCAUUCCCGGAUGGCCUGUGUAUUGACAGCGAAGGCGGUAUAUGGAGUGCCAGAUGGGGAGGCUCUCGGAUCGUCCGGUAUACCAAGGACGGAGUCGAAGACAUGGAAAUCCACUUUCCUACUGCGCUCAACGUUACCGCCUGCUGUUUCGGAGGUCCUAACGAGGAUCAGCUGUAUGUAACUACUGCUCAUUGCGGUGCGGUAGGAGGUGAUCCAAGUAGACAAGCAUCCUACCCUGACUCUGGGCAUCUUUUCGUGGUAAACCUAGAAGGCCAAUACACCGGUGGUAGAUGGCGCCACGCAUUCGGAGGAUAGGAACGUAUGUAGCUGGGAUGCUUCUUUUUACUUACGUUGUUUAUGGAUACGAUGCGGACUUCUACCGUUGUGAUCGAUAUUCAUUAGUUUUCACAUCGCCA
This is a messenger RNA of Gloeophyllum trabeum ATCC 11539, 1061 nucleotides long. RefSeq lists its product as uncharacterized. The record is from RefSeq and is a predicted model, not a curated record. Lineage: Eukaryota; Fungi; Basidiomycota; Agaricomycetes; Gloeophyllales; Gloeophyllaceae. Gene Ontology annotation, molecular function: calcium ion binding; gluconolactonase activity. Gene Ontology annotation, biological process: L-ascorbic acid biosynthetic process. The coding region runs from base 1 to 960 and encodes 319 amino acids. The transcript has 8 exons.